This is a messenger RNA of Penicillium expansum, 990 nucleotides long. RefSeq lists its product as uncharacterized. Lineage: Eukaryota; Fungi; Ascomycota; Eurotiomycetes; Eurotiales; Aspergillaceae. The transcript has a single exon. The record is from RefSeq and is a predicted model, not a curated record. Bases 1 to 990 code for a protein of 329 amino acids.
AUGCGGUCUGGCUUGGAUACACCUGGCGCUCUCCCACUCCUUAUCCUUAUUGCCUUUUCGCUUCUCACAUUGGUGCCAUCACUGCCGAACCUCUAUAACUCGAAGCUCGCGGACUUCAGCUUCUAUACUGGUGGAGCUCGCCGUACGUCCCCCUUUCGGUCAAUCUCAAGCUCACGCGAGUCAACUAACCAAGUCGACUGUCCAGAGGUCCCUCUCCUUCGAGAUAGUGUCACCGAAUUAGAACCGAAAGCACCCCCACUCAAUGAGCCUCACAAAUCAUGGAUACUUGCAUCGUCACAUCGAUCGCGAGGAAAUCGCGCACCACUAACCGCGCGGGUUGAAAAUCCCGCUGUGGUCGCGGCCAGCGAGACGACCGCCGUCGCAAAUAAAAGUCGACUUCCAUCGUUAACCCGCGAAUCCUCGUUUUCAUUCAGUCGCAGAGCCCGCGCAUUCAGAACCUAUUUCAUCCAGCAAUUAGACGACUACCCAUUCCUCACGUCAUUCUCCAACCGCAGCCUAGUUGCAGGCUCGACGCACCCAUAUCCUCCCAUCACCAUGAAUGAAUCUUUAUCAACCUCCGACGAUCAAUCUGCUCCAACAAGCAUCCCGUCAUAUAAUAAUUCAUCCGACAGUAUGCAAGGAAAGCUACUUCCCUUUCCUGCCUUCCUCCGUGACAUGUGUCAGCAGGCCUGCCAUGUCGCCAUUGAUUUUGGAAAACGCGUCGGACUCCACGGAGCAGAUUAUGCGAAAUCCAUCUCCCUCUUGGAGUGGAUUAUAGGGGCUCCCACAUCAUUAAUACCUAACCCCACAAUUCCAACCCCCGCUGUCUCAAAUCAAGACCCAUUCACCCCGCCUGAGCAAGCACCGCCCCAACAAAAAGUUGGCUCUGAGGAUUCCACCGAUGCUGCUGCUGGUCGGCACUCGCAAGAACUCCAUGGAAGCUGCAUGGCGGUUGUGAUUGGUCUUGUUGCGGGUAUUAUGUGGUUCUAG